UUAUCCGAACAGAGUGCUUGCAUCCUGGUUCAUCUUUAUGCAAUAUGUCUGAUUGACAGGGUCUAUCUCAAAAUACGGAUGUAUUGCCUCCUACUAUAUUGUUCGGCACUGUUUAAUUGUUUUUGUCGAUCAUCUUUUUUUUUUCCUCACCAAGGGUAUCAAAAUGAUUAUAACAGAGAAAAGUCAUCGCCAAGAGAGCGCAGAACUGCUUGCAUUGAAUUUCUUACUGAUACUUACAAUUUUAACGAUGUGGUUAUUUAGGCAACGUCAAGUUAGGUUUCUUCACGAAACUGGCGGAGCAAUGUUUUAUGGUUUAAUAAUGGGACUGAUUCUUCGAUACACUGUCUCUCCAUCAAGCCAUGAAGUUGCUAAGGUGCACGAGUGCAGGAGCCUGAACAGUACACCUCUCUCCCUUAUGGUUAAUGUAACAGCUCAGAUACACCAGUAUAAAUACAUAGGAGAGGUCAGCCAGCGCAAGGUUGAAGGCUUCUAUGCAAGCCCAAUACUCCAGAAGAUGAUAUUUGACCCUGAAGUUUUCUUCAAUCUGUUGCUACCACCAAUCAUAUUUUAUGGGGCAUAUAGUUUAAAUCAAAAGUUUUUUUUCCACAACUUUGGCUCAGUGUUAACAUAUGCCUUUCUGGGGACUCUGAUCAGCUGUGCUGUUAUUGGGGGUAGUAUGUACGGCUUUGUUAAACUCAUGGUGCAUGCUGGCCACAUUAAAGAAGGGGAUUUCCAUCUUACAGACUGCCUCUUCUUUGGAGCAUUGAUGUCCGCUACUGAUCCAGUGACUGUUCUAGCCAUCUUCUCUGAGCUUCGUGUGGACAGAAAUUUGUACACAAUGCUGUUUGGAGAGAGUGUGCUGAAUGAUGCUGUUGCCAUUGUCUUAACAUAUUCAAUAUCAGCCUACAGCCCAAGAGGAGACCGUUAUGCCUUUGAUGGAAGUGCAUUCUUCCAUUCCAUUGGCCAAUUCAUUGGAAUUGUUUCUGGCUCUUUCGCCAUUGGAUCAGCUUUUACCAUUAUUACAGCUUUGCUGACUAAGUUUACGAGACUGUAUGAAUACCCAAUGCUGGAAACUGGCCUCUUCUUCCUGCUGUCCUGGAGUGCGUUUCUCUCAGCUGAGGCCUGUGGAUUGAGUGGAAUUGUUGCAGUUCUUUCCUGUGGUAUUACUCAAGCUCGCUACACUUACUACAAUCUAUCUACUGAAGCCAAAGGAAGAACAAAGCAGCUGUUUGAAUUCAUGAACUUCAUCGGAGAGAACUUCAUUUUCUGUUACAUGGGAUUGUCCCUGUUUACAUUUCAAAACCACGGGUUCAAUUCAAUCUUCAUCACAGGUGCCUUUCUGUCUAUAUUUGUUGCCAGAGCCUGCAAUAUAUACCCACUUUCCUUCCUGCUCAAUCUGGGAAGAGCAAACAAGAUCACCCCGAAAGUCCAACACAUGAUGAUGUUCUCAGGCCUCCGGGGAGCAGUGGCCUUUGCUCUGGCGAUCCGGGACACCUCCACUGAAGCGAGACAGAUCAUGCUCACCACAACACUGCUCAUUGUGUUCUUCACAGUCUGGAUCUUAGGUGGCGGCACCUAUCCGAUGUUGACGGUGUUGAAUAUCAGGGUGGAUGUUGAUCCUGAUGAAGAUAUGAAAGUGGAGUUUUCUUAUCAGACAGCCACUGAGGGACUGGAUGCACCAACCACACAGCCAGACAACCCCUGGCUUCAGAGAAUAUGGAACAACUUAGAUCAUAAAUAUCUGAAGCCACUGCUGACCCACUCUGGACCUCCUCUGACCUCCACUCUGCCCCUGUGGUGUGGACCUCUUGCAAAACUCCUGACCAGCCCACACGCAUAUGAGAACCAAGAGCAGUUACAAAACACAGAGACAGACUUCAGCUCUGUUGGGCUGAAUGGGGAAAAUAAAGGCAUGCCAGCUUCUCCUGACCAGAAAAGAAAUACUGAUACCGAGAAGAUCUCAGCAUCCACAAGUCUUGAAAACAUGCUGGAGGGCGAUUUAGGGCUGGGAGGGGUCACAGAUUUGUCUAGUCAGUGCUGAUUAUUCCAAAUUUGAGACAUGCAACAUGCAUACACACAAUGUAUGCAUUCAGGCUCACAGCAGUCAAUGUACUGUAUUAGGAAAGUAUUUGCAUUAAGGUUACUAAAUCCAGAAUUGAAUAAUUCCCUUCAUAUUGUUGCUCUGUUAAAUCCUCAUCAAUUCUUUCUUGUGAAAUUUUUUUUAUGCUAUUCUUGUUAUAUUAUCUUUUGUAGCCUGUAUUCAAAAUUUAAAUUUCAUGCUUUAAGUGCACAAUGUUCUUUGGUCUUUCCUAUGGCAUACCACAAUGGAAAUGUGCUACAGUAUAUCAUCUCAGCUUCAAAUCUCUUUUCUCUCAAGAGGUACUACGUUGGAGAAGAAACAUAAAAAUGCCCAUGGUAAAGUUACCAACCCAGAACAUUUCACAUUAAACAUUGUUUCCCCCAUUAAACGUUAUUCCUAAUUAUAAAAAAAAA
Messenger RNA from Lepisosteus oculatus (spotted gar), 2493 nucleotides. RefSeq names its product sodium/hydrogen exchanger 9. Gene Ontology annotation, biological process: proton transmembrane transport; sodium ion import across plasma membrane; regulation of intracellular pH. NCBI's taxonomy places the organism in Eukaryota, Metazoa, Chordata, Actinopteri, Semionotiformes, Lepisosteidae. The record is from RefSeq and is a predicted model, not a curated record. Gene Ontology annotation, molecular function: sodium:proton antiporter activity; potassium:proton antiporter activity. Gene Ontology annotation, cellular component: plasma membrane; recycling endosome.